Colletotrichum lupini is the source of this 468-nucleotide messenger RNA. RefSeq lists its product as uncharacterized. Bases 1 to 468 code for a protein of 155 amino acids. Lineage: Eukaryota; Fungi; Ascomycota; Sordariomycetes; Glomerellales; Glomerellaceae. The record is from RefSeq and is a predicted model, not a curated record. The transcript is spliced from 5 exons.
AUGACACAACCACACAAGGGGUGUACAAAAAGGGACGAGGAUUCCGACAGCGAGGGCUUAGAAUUUUCGGAUGCCCGUCAACUUGGAGCUCUUUUCGACAAGGUCUCUCCCCGCCAUCCGAGAUGCUCGACAAGCCCGUCAUUGACAGCCCGCGGUGCCCGGGCUCUUCGCACGCACACACGCACGCCAUCAUGGGGUGUCCCUGAACCCCUGGACCAGUGGACCCUGCCAGCCAUGAGAACCUUCAACCGAGGUGCUUCGAUGGUUAUCAGCAAUAUUACCAGGGCUCGGGGCCAACGCAUAGGUAUCGAUAGCCAGGCAGUACACGGCGGAGUUCCAUUGGACAAUCAGCAGCAAUACGAGAUUGUCGGAAAACCGCCUUGCCAAACCCCCGUGUCGCCUGCCCCCUCAUACGUAACCAAGGGCCCCGACAACGGCCACGACGACGACUACGACAGCGACGCGUAA